Messenger RNA from Cherax quadricarinatus, 6300 nucleotides. The record is from RefSeq and is a predicted model, not a curated record. Lineage: Eukaryota; Metazoa; Arthropoda; Malacostraca; Decapoda; Parastacidae.
UGUAAGAUCGUGUGUGGGGAGGAUGUCGCAGCGCGCGUCCACUGGAUGUGCGCUCGACCCUCGAGGAUGCAUAAGUCUUGAAUGCAUCUUAUUAGCUUUUAGUGCACCAAUAUCAGAGGAACAGGCCUGGGCCUUGUGCUACACGACCAUUCAGUGUUUUUUCGCCAUUAGAGACGAGGAUAAGUCCAAAGCGACCCUUUCCACCAGCCUAAAGCAUGUGAUUUUGCACAAGGAUGGAUAUGUUCACGAGGAUACCUUCAUGCCCAAUGGCAACCAAGGAAGGACCAGAGUUCGUCCCGUGUCAGAGGGGAAGCUGGUGUCGGAGCUGGGAGUGCUGCUGUACCGUGCCCUCGACUACAGUCUGGGUAGUGAUGAGGAACGUGACCUCUCGCCCUCCCUCAAUCACCUCAUCGACCUCAUGACCUCAGCAGAGUGUGAGCGAGGGGAGACUGACGAUGAGGGGAUUGAACGAGAUUCCGGGGACUCUGAAGACGAGAUGGAUCACAGUGCUAACUUCACCAUGUCCGAGGCACUCCAGGUGUGUGAGAGCCGCCUGAGCAACGGAGGGCUGGAGGGCGGUGUGUGUGAGCACUACAGGGCCGUGGUGAGGGCCCUGGUGGCUGAGGCCAUAGAUCUGGCCUCCUUCCUGCAGAACGUGGCCCUGGGUAGCAAGUUUGCCACUCAGACCUCAGACCUCCUCAGCUCUGAGCACGACCUCCGGGAACUCCAGUGUGAAGACUGGGCACGUCUAUGGAUGCAGGUGAUGAGAGAGUUGAGGAACGGCGUCAAAUUGAAGAAGUUCGAAUACUCUAGAGGACCCAUCGAGUACGCUCUGACACCUUAUGAGAUGUUGAUGGAUGAUAUUAGAUCACGAAGAUACACUCUCAACAAAGUCAUGGUAAACGGGGAUAUACCACCACGUCUCAAGAAAGAUGCUCACACUAUCAUACUCGACUUCAUUAGGUCGCGCCCUCCUCUCAGGAAGGCAUCAGAACGGAAACUUCUCCCUCCGCCACGGAAGAUCUCGUCACCGAUGGAACUGCUGAUGGAAAGCAUUCGAAAGGACCAUACCUUAAAGCACGUCAAUGCUCCAACGAGAACGCGGCCCAUGUCCAUGGUAGAGACGUCUCGCUCACCUGUAGUACUGGAUCCCACACCCAAGCCUCAGCGGAAACUCAUCCAGGCUCCCAGGUUCAACAUCUCUGCUGAGGACGAGGAGGAGGAUGAUCUGAGUGAUAUUCCUCCAUCAAGCCCACAUUUGAGCAGCACUCCAGUUAUAGGUACAGUAGUGCGGAGUCCCACACAAACCCCACAGUCGACACCAUCUUCACCAUGGUCACGGAUGGCCUUUGAUUUGGCAAAAUACGGCAACACAGGAACUCCGGAGCGUCGUCAUUCCAUUACACUGUGUGAGACACCUUCACUGACCCACCAGUCCUCCACCUCCAUCACUCCACCUUCCUCGCUUCCACAGUCAAGAAAUCCAUCUGCUCCCAGUUCUCCAGCACAUCAAGAUUUUAUCUCAUCUACGUCUCAGACACAGAGAGACUUUUUAUCCUCGGCUCAUUUCUCCACACGGCUCGACUGUCUGGCUCUCACUCUGGAGGAGGUGGUGCAUAUCCGUAAUGUCCUGACCAAAGCUGAUCUAGAGGCUCUCCCUCUUGAUCUGACUAUCAAGGAAGAUAUGGCCAAGGGAAAAAUAUGUUUCCUUUGCAUGAAAACCAGAUUUGGUUUCUUUGGUCCCCGAGGUACCAACUGCAGACUGUGUAAGAGAACAGUGUGUAAAAAGUGCAUCUCAAAGAUGCGCAUCCCAACAGAGCACUUCUCGAACAUCCCAGUCCAGAUGUUGACUCCUCAGGCAUUGUCUCCCCGUGAGGACGAGGAAGAUAACAUAUCGUUACCACGAUCCAUCCUCUCUAGACUUACGUUUAACAUCUCAGAACACAUCGUUAAGCGUAUUCAGGUAACAGAGCAUGGAGAACAAACAACAAGUGAUCACAUCCUGUCUCAGGAGCUGCCUCUCCCUGGAAGUAGCAGUGCCGGGGUGAGUGGAGAACGGCGAAGCAGCAUCACUGGUAGUGUAGGAUCAGCACCAUCAUCUCCGACUCUCUCUCGGACUGAUGGACCACUAUCCUUGCCCACGCAGCCAGCAGCACCCUAUGUAAAUGAGGCUAUCAAGAAACGCCUUCUUAGGAACCGUCACGUACAACGGGCAAAGACAAUUGGUAUCCUGGAGGGUAAAAGUCGUCGCUCCUUACCAUAUGUCAAGCCCAAGCUGGGACGUGCCAACACCCUGUCAGUUAUCGAGUGCCGUACUGUGCAACAGCGACUAAUGGAGGAGAAACAGAAGCAGCGAUCUCGGACAACACAGGUUGAGGAGCAUCUGCGUGGAGAGCUAAUGUCUGUGUGUGGAGACUGUAAAGCCAUGGUACUGCACAUCCUGGCAUCCAUCAAAGUGCGGCGAGAGCAACAAAUGAGUGGAUCAGCUCUACACGAGUCACCUCGUCAUCAUCUACAUCUUAACCUUAACCCUGUAUACCACUAAGGGAUAUUGGUCCUUUUGCUGGUAAUGUUUUAUUACAGUAUUGUCAUUAUGGCACUAUUUACAUCAAAACUUUUUCAAUUAUGAAGGUUCCUGUAAUACCUUGAUUUAAAAUUUUCUCUAUAUGUGCUUAGUACUGAGCCAUUAUCUUCUAUGUUAUAUAGUUUGAAUGUGGCUAUAAUCCUAACUAGUCUGUUAUGGAGACUCAGCCUAUCAUUAACCCCUAAAUAUUUUGCCUGCAGUACUCUGCUGUUUUAAAACUGAAAUAAAUAACUUAUAGAGAAUAAUAUAAUCAGUUCUAAUACAGUUUUAGUACCCACAACCCUGUAUACAAGAAUAUCCAGCAUGCUCAGUAGUAUCCUUCAUUACCUUACUCAUACUCUGUUACCUCUUAAACAAUGUUGUAUGAUCUUUGUGUACUGGUAAUUGAGAUUACUUUUUCAAUAACCUCUCAUUAUGCAGUUACUUAAAAUAUCACAGUAGCUUCUGUGCAAUUUUGAAGUUAUUCGGAUAUUUAAAAAUAGUUUUUUUCUGCAUUCUUGCCAGAACAGAGUAUUAGUGUGAAUACUUAUUGCAGUAUCAUCUCUGACAAAAAUAUUUGUAUGUGGUUGCCAAAUGUAGUCUGAGCAUACUUAUCAGAGAUCUCUGAAUUAUUCAUAUUUCAAGAAACUAAACUGUAAUAAUAUAUGUAUUGUAAGAACUUCAUUUUCUCCUGAUAAAUGGAUACUCAGACAGUAGAGUAUGUUGAAGAAUAGUUUGGGGGUUUGGUGUUGAUGUCACCUCUUGAUUAUCUGCUUGCUGCUCAGCGGUGUAUAAUGGUGCACAUUAAGCUCUUGAUUGUAUGAUACCGAGAAAUAUCUUAAUGGUGCAUAUAUUUGAAAUUCUUGAUUGUAUGCUACUUAAAAAUGUCUUAAUGGUGCAUAUAUUGGAUGUCACCUCUUGGCUGGAUGCUACUGAGAUAUGGUUAAUGGUGCAAAUAUUUAAAAGAAAUUUUGCCAGGUUUACAUAUUAAUAUUUUUUUUGUGUACAGCACCUAACAAAAUAAGGCAUAUUUAACACAAUACUAUUUUUUCAUGAAAUUCACUCAUAUUUAAAUGAUUCUGAAAAUUGGAUUUGGUACUAUAUGAAAUUAAGCUUUUAUUUCAUAACUGGAGUUUAUGCUUGGGAUUAAUUUGACUAUCUGCUCUAUUUAAUGAUCCCAUUGCAUUAUAUAUUUUUAUAUAUUUUAAUUGUAUAAAUUUAGAUAGAUUCAUCUGGUGGUUACAGUAUGUUAUGAUUUUGAAAAGGAUUGCCCACUUUUGUGAAUAUUUUCUUUGUCCUUAUGUACAGUAAUACAAAAUUAAUCCCAGUUCCACCCUAUCAUCUGUAGGUAUUUUACUAUGUGGAUUAAUAAUUUAAUGUAAACCGAUUAAUUGUGAUGAGCAAAUGUUGUUAUUCAGAAAUGUGCACCAACGUGCAUGGGUCACACAGACCUGCAGAUGAGAAAACGGUAACAAUGAGCCAGGAAGGUCAGUUCGGGUUGUCCUUCACAUGUACAGUAGUAACUAAUAUUGACUUCAUAUUGAAGUCAAGAUACAUUAUAAUUAUAUAGAAAAUUUAAAUGUGGUAUUACAAAUGUAUUGCAUAAUUCUUUUGUGAAAUGCAGCCAAUUACAUUCCAAAUUAUAUUUGUAAAUGACAGAUUAGUUAAGGUCUACUGUUGACUUGGCAAAGCCAAAUUAUAGAAGUAGACAUUGUGUGUGUGAGCUGUCAUUUGCCUUUAAUCUGUCAUGUAAGCCUAUGAUUUGGAUUAAUUUAUCUCCAUUAUUGUACAUAGUAUACAUACAUAUAUAUUUUUGACUUGUAAAUACUUUUCAUUUUGUUAUUAGAUAAGAAUGUGCAAACGUUAAGGAGUUGCAUUUUCAUUCUCCAGUGAUUUGUCAAUAAAAUUUUAUAACUAGACAUUUUGGCUAAAUGUUUCAAUGUGAACUUUAGUUUUGAGGUGUUUAGCAAGCAACACUUUGAUAUAUUUAUGUUUGUCACCAUUCUGAUACCUGUGCCUCUAUCACUAUCUUGAUACUUGCACCUCUUAUCAACUGUAUCUUGAUAUUUGCACAUCUGUCAUCAUUAAGAUUUAUGUUUACCAUCAUUAUACUUGCCCCUUCACCUUUAUUACUGUACAUCCCAUUAUUAUAGGUAUGUUUGCUUUUUGAUUUGUGUUCUCAGGACUAGCAGUUUUUUUUUUACCCCCUCUACUGCAGUGUUACCGAAGACUUCAAAUACGGACUGUUUGUUUAGUUGCCAAGUUGCAUCUAUUGUCUUCAGCACAAAUUAAUUUUUUGGCAACAGCCAUAUUACUGCAGUUAUUCCCUCAAGGGAGCUUCCCUGAUGUUUAUUACUACUACAUUCAUUUCCUCAAGGGAGGUUCCCUGAUGUUAUUCAUGCCCCCAGAGGAGGGGUUGUUAGUUCAAGGAAUUUGCUUUGUCUCCCUUUCAUUGGAUUGAACCAGAUUGCCUCCCAUUUCCCAGGUGCUGUAUGACUCCUACAGGUUUAGUGCUUCCCUCUAAAUAUAAUUACUGCAUUCAUGGAGGGGAGCAUUAAACCUCUAGGAUUAUACAAUGCUGGAGAAAUUGGAGGUAAUCAGACCUGAUUCAAGGGAAGACAAAUUUCAGUUCCUUGAACCCCCUCACCAGCAUUAAGGCUUGAAGAACACAAUAUGUUGUCAUUGGUACAAUGUACCUGUAUUAUGAACAGUCAUACCUCCUUUGUUGCAUUAUAAAUGCAUUCAUGGGUAGGGAAGAGCAUUAAACUAGUAAGGGCCAUAUGGCACCUUGGGAAAUGGAAGGUAAUCUGGUUUGAUUCGGGGGAAAGGGAAGUUGUGUUCAAUGCCUUUGAUCAAGAAUCACUGGCAUUAAGGAACCUCCCUUCAGGGUCCUUUAUCUCAAGUAUGACAGUAAUACAGUCUGUAAUCUACAGAUUACACUUGUUAAAACAAAUGUACGUUCACUGUGAUGGCGCUGUAUAGUCCUUGUGGCUUAGCGCUUCUUUUUGAUUAUAAUAAUAAUAAUCACUGUGAUGGCAGUUUGAGGGGGUAAUUAGUGUUGGAAUGAUAAUUUUGUAAGUCAUUUAUUUGUAGAGUAAUUACAAUUUGCAUUUUCUUGUUUAUUAAGUACCUAAUAUUUAAAUUUCAGCAAGCCUGAUGACUUUGAUAUAAUGCAUAGCUUCUGGAAUAUGGAUAACAGCUGUAAGUGUAAUACAAAUUUUAUAUUGUAACAAUAAUGUUAGUCAUAAAAAAAAAAAACUGGUCUGGGUGAUAUAUUAUUAUUAUUAUUAUAAUCAAGGGGGAAGCACUAAACCCGUAGGAUUAUACAGCGCCUAUGGGGGGAUGGAAGGCAUUCAGGCUUAAUUCAGGGAACUGGAGCACAGAUCCAAUUCCCUAGAUCAAGAGCCCCUCACCAGCGUCAAGGAGCCUUCCUUGAGGGGCUGGGUGAUAUAAAAUGUGGAAAACACUGUACAUUUAAUACUAUUGAACUCGAGUCUCUCAGAGCUUGGCAGAAAUAUUUUAGUAUGUACAAGCUUAUAUUCAACCUCUGAGUCCCAGACUAAAAAAUAGAGGAAAAAAAAAACAGUCUCAAUAAAGAUCAUUAAAAAAUCCACACUUAAAGGAACCUUAAUGUUUUAGCCCAUCCUGUACCAUUAAGUUACAAUUGACACUACAAGAAAGGGCAGGAAAUGGUAGUAGUAGAGGUAGCAUUAAUAAAAGUAAUGGUGAGUAGUAGU